AUGGAAUAUACAUCACCUUUGAAUCAUAUUGUUCUUCACUAUCCUCGUUCUGAAUUGACUGUUCUCUCCAUUCGGUCUCAUUUGACUGGUGAGACUCUUUUUGCUCGACGCCUCAUCUCGUUCCUUCGUGAACAUAAGUUUCAUUCGAUUCUCGAACGUGUAGUUACAUUUACAUCGAUUCCAAGUGAUCUAUGUCAAAAAGAACUCGUGAAAAACAUUCGUGAUGAGACCAAAGGCGAAGGUUAUGUUGUCGAAAUCAUACGUUCAGAUCAAACGUCUUAUUUAGUAAAAAUCAAAACUAAUAAGUAUCUUCAAUUACAUCAUUGUAAAGAUAGUGUGAAUUCUUUACAACAUUUAUUUGAAAAUGUAAUCAAUGAGCAAACAGACGAUUUAAGAUCAUUAUUUAAAGAUGAUUUAGUAGCUUUGGAGAAAAUAACCAAAAUGGAGGAGCAAGUACGACCUCAAUUCAAUCAAAUGGUGCAAUCUAUUGAACAGUUUUAUGAAGAGAACAAGCAUCUUUCGAGAAAAGAUUAUGCUAUCCUAAUAAAUAACACAUCAUCAAUCAAAAAAAUAUAUAUGAAAUUACUGAUGAAUCUAUAUGCGGAUAAAAUCAAUGAUUAUAAACAAUUUGCAUUGAUGCAUGCAAAAGAUCUUUUCGGAAUUAAUGACAAUUGUCAAACAUUAUCAAUAGCCGAUGUUGAACAAAAAGAGUAA
This is a messenger RNA of Rotaria sp. Silwood2, 714 nucleotides long. NCBI's taxonomy places the organism in Eukaryota, Metazoa, Rotifera, Eurotatoria, Philodinida, Philodinidae. The record is from the annotation of a GenBank genome assembly.